AUGGGCUGCUGCCAGGACAAGGAGCAGAACGAGCACAAGGACAACAGGAUGGAUGAUGGCGACGGGGAGGACGACGACGGGGCCAACCAGGAACUGAGGCGCCAGGAGGGCGACAUGGAGACGUCGGAUGAGAAGAAGCACAAAUCCAACGACAGCCUCCUGAUCACCGUGCUGUGGCGGAGGCUCUCCAUGUUCAGCCGUCGGGGGUCCACGCGGACCAAUAGGCUGUCGUCGGUGCAGAGUCAAAAGACUGGGCCAGCGCUUCCGGAAAUAAACCAAGAGGACAUCGAGGAGGAGUCGGAGUUGUCGGAGAAGGGAUGA
Sorex fumeus (smoky shrew) is the source of this 321-nucleotide messenger RNA. RefSeq names its product testis expressed 54 (gene TEX54). Bases 1 to 321 code for a protein of 106 amino acids. The record is from RefSeq and is a predicted model, not a curated record. NCBI's taxonomy places the organism in Eukaryota, Metazoa, Chordata, Mammalia, Eulipotyphla, Soricidae. The transcript has 2 exons.